ACUCGAGACGACCCGUUCGCAUGUGAUUGAUUGAUUCUUUGAUCGGUUCAUUUGAUGCUUUACGCCCUCGAUCUAACAUAAUAAAGACCCCACCAACAAUGCGGUCUAUCAUGUUAAUUAUAGACCACGUUGAUGGUGACGGUCCCUCCGUCCCUCGCAUUCUCACGACCACUGCGUGGCCGUGCAGAACCUGUUCAUAGUCCGAUUUUCCGAGUGUUUUUUCGUGGUUGGUUUAGCCGGUGUUUGUUGUUUUGCAUGGUUUUGCUUUUAUUAUUUCUUACUUGUUUACGAUCUGUUCGGUCGUGGAUACCCUCUUGGAGUGAAGUGGGAUGUCCGGAUAGAAGUAUAUAUAGAUUAUAAUUACAUAUUGUGAAAUAUUUUGUUUAAAAAACUUGUCAAAAUAU
Molecule: messenger RNA, 404 nt
Organism: Aspergillus campestris IBT 28561
Lineage: Eukaryota; Fungi; Ascomycota; Eurotiomycetes; Eurotiales; Aspergillaceae
Exons: 1
Coding region: 133-360 (75 amino acids)
Source: RefSeq, a predicted model, not a curated record